This is a messenger RNA of Esox lucius (northern pike), 3769 nucleotides long. RefSeq names its product chromosome 21 C8orf34 homolog (gene c21h8orf34). Lineage: Eukaryota; Metazoa; Chordata; Actinopteri; Esociformes; Esocidae. The transcript has 15 exons. The record is from RefSeq and is a predicted model, not a curated record. Bases 291 to 2411 code for a protein of 706 amino acids.
GGGGACAGUCCAUUGCUCCUGCUGUAGUAAAGCCAAGCGGAGCAGAGCGCGACAGAGUACUUGCUACUGUACUUUCCACUAUGCGCGUCGCGGUGAAGCAAACUGACCGCUCUUGACGCCCCUAUUUCUGCGGUGCGGUUUCCUCAUCUGUUUCUGCACUUAGCUACAGUUGUAUUGUAGUAAAAGGUAUUCGAAUUAGACUCGAAUUGUGUAGGUGGAUGAAUGUAUGGUUUUGCCCCAACGUUUAUUUUAAGCACAGUAACGAUUAAUGCAAGACGUAGAGUUUAUUCAUGGCGUCUCAACAGCAGUCAAGAAUUCAGUCAUAUCUGGAGAAAAAUAAAAUUGGACCAUUGUUUGAGGAGAUGAUGACCAGUCUGAUAACUGAGACUCCGGAUCACCCUGUUCCUUUUCUCAUUGAUCACCUGCAGACCAAGCAUGGCAGCCCUAGCAAGCUGCACAGAACGCUGUCUGGCUCGGCUGCGCUAUGGGCCCAGAGCUCCUCAGACAGUAAGGCACGAGGGGACUUCAGGAGUUAUGAGAAGGCCUGGCAGAUCCACCCCAAAAAACCCAAGAAGUCUAAAAGUGAUCUGGCUGUGUCAAACAUCUCACCUCCAUCGCCAGAAUCUAAGUCAUUGCCGCGCUCUAUAGAGCACCCGUCCUGGGACUGGAGAGAGAGCAGAGAUUUUGACGAGCUCAACCACAUCCUACAAGAGAGCAAGAAACUGGGGAAGGCUCUGGAGAAUCUAUCACGCAGUAUUGCAGUUUCUGAUGAACUGGAUCAGAACCUGGGGGGGUUUAACUGCGUGCUGCGUCCCAGGGUGGUGGGGGAGUGGGUGGGCCGGGCGGAGGAGGACCCUGACCCGCUGGCAGCAGAGAUGCUCCAGCCUCCUGUCCCCAGGACCAAGACGGAGGUCUGGGGGAGCAUCGGCAGCAGCCCUGCUUUCAGUGUUAAGAUGGAGGGGAAGACUAAAGGUUUGAAGGAGCAACAGCAACACCACAAGAAGCUCCUGGCCGCCAUGUUAUCCCAGGAUUCCUUUGACUCAAUCAAUAGCUCCGCCCCCUCGCUAACUGAGGAGGAGAUAGAGGAUGAUGACGACGCCAUGGAACUACUGGAGGACCUAGAUGACCUGCGUAUGGAGGGGGUGACGGGGCUAGCUUCUUCAGGCAGUAAGUUCAGCCAGGGUCGUAGUUCCUACUGUCCAGAGCCCCAGGCCAAGGUCACGCUCAACAUUUGCUCAAGGUGUGCCAGGCUGCAAGGAGACAGCCUGCCGGACAGCAGACCAGAAGAGGAGAACCAUGGAGAGACAACAGCUCCGCAGCAGCACGAACCUCCUCCCGGAGCCGCCCAUCACCUCCUCCAUGAACACGUUGCUGUGAACAAAGCAGAAGCCGCCAGCCAUCGCCUGCAAACCGACACCUCCUGUCCCUUCGCUGGGGUGGACAGCGCUCCGGUACGAGACCAGGAAUGUGGGACUACUCAGAUGUCUUCCACUCGUCAGGCAGUCUGGGAGGCUGAUGGCAAGGGGGGGAGGGGAGGAGCAGAAGGAGCGGGAGGAGGGGGUUAUUCCAGGGAGCAGCUGGGACAGACGAGAGGACUGCUCCUGAGUGACUCGCUGUUCUCUAAAGAGCUGGAGAACAUGGGCAAACACCUUGCAGAGGUGGAGAAGGACCUGGCCAAGCUGGCGGAGCAGGGGAAACUGUCCCAGCGGAGCCCGAACAGUCCUCACAGUAGCCACCUCCUCAACCCACUGUUCCACUCCCCUGCCCCGGGCACGCUCCCACUGCCGGGCCAAACCUCCAAACCCCCUUCCAGGCCGCAGUCACCGAUCCUCAGCACCCGUUCGGCCAAGCCCAGCUCCAUCGGCUACCCCCUGGUCAGCCCCAAGCUCAGCCCCCGUCUGACCCGCAAAUCCACCUCCCUCAGCAUGACCGCGGGAGGCCUCCAGACCCAUUCUCCCAGCAACCACAGCAGUCACCGGACUCAUUCUUUCAGCAAUCCGGGCAGCAGAACUACGACUCCCAGAACCCCCAGCAGCAGACCCAUAACCCCUAAUAGCCUCCUGUCCUCAAGGUCGGCCGCGACAGCCAUGACCCCAGUAGUCGGAGGUUACGGCGGUUACAAGGAGGUGACCUUCAGGAGGUCGCGGAGCAGGCCGGUGACGCCCACUAAUCAGACGACUCGACCCAGGCCUCUCCUCACCCCGCCUGGGUUGAGCACCACAGACAGCCUGGGGAAGGCCUCCAGCCUCAGGGCCUACCUGUCAGAGGAUGAGUUUUAUCAGCAGCUGCAGGCCAUCAGACAGCCAUGGAACAUCCCCAGUGACACAGAGAGUGACAUACUCGACCCACCAGAGCAGGACACAUGUGGAGUACGGGACGCCAACAAGAGGUCUGUGUUCUCAGGCCUUUAGUGAUGAAGACAAGAGAGAGAAAGAGAGAGACAUUGAUCCAAUAAAAUAAUUAUGCAAACCACUGGGCAUUUUCAAUACUGUGUAGAGACCAUUAUUUUUAUAAUUCACUAAAGGAGAAUAUACAGGGAUAACUCAGGACUUGGCAAUGAAGCCUUUUAUCUUUUUCCCAAAAGUGAGAGGAAGUUUUGGAUGAAAUAAAAGUCAGCUAGUGGUUCCUGUAGACUUACAGUCAUUGGGCUAAUGCUAGUUAGCAUUGGCUUGCGAAACUACCUCUAAACUUCCUUCAUGCUGGACAGAGAUACAUAAAUAUUGCAUCCAAAAGUUCAUCUGACUCUGGGGAAGUAAAAAAAAAGGUUCAUUGACAGAAUCCUGAACAGUCCUUUAAAAAAAAAUUGUAUACUUUUUCCACAAAGCUUGAUAUUUCUUAGACGAUGUAGCCCAUAGAAGAUGUAUGUUAACUAUAUGUGGAAAAUGUGGGGAGUUUAGAGUAAAAAAGUAUAACUAUUAAAGUUUUGUUUACAAUUGCUUAUUUAGCAUGUUUAACUUUUUGGAGGAGUUGAAAAAAAGCAUUUUGUUGUUGCAAAACCUUUUUUCUUGAAGCUCGAUCCAUAUUUUGAGAUGGUUGUACAUGAACUGUAUGGAAGCAAUCUUUGGAUAUGCACUUUAAAGUUACUGAAGUGACAUUGUUUUCAAGCGGAAAUUAUUUCGAAGGAAUUACUUUUCCUACACACCUUUUUUGUUUAAUCACUUGCGGUCGGUUUUCCAAACCAACCUGUUAGUUGAUAGUCUCAAUUUCCAGACUCUAUGCGACCAACAACAACUCUGGAUUCAAUAAUGGACUUUCUGGCAGUUACAAGCUACUUCACCGCCAAGACACUAAUAUUGCUGCUUGAAUGACAAAACCAAAUAGUAGCUAGCAAGAUGGUCACAAAGGUUCUUCUUAAUAAGCGCAUUUCGCAAGUGUCUCGAUUGCAGCAACUACCAACCGCUGUAAAAAUCACUACAAAGGAUUUGCAUACUGUAUAUCUUUGGUUUUUGAAUCGGGACUUCAUGAAAUGUCUGAAUGGCGAUGUGUCGGGGUUGGGACUUAUUUGAAGAGGACCCUCCACAGUCAAGCUCUUCUUCUAUGCCAGAAGAUUCAUCAUUGAAACCAGAUCCUAGUUACUGGUUCCCUGAUUUUAGAGACUAGUUACCCCUCAUAUAAUCCUGGUGUAAACUGUUAUGUUAAUAUACAACCUGUUUGGACUUUUGAAAAUACUACUCUGGACAUGCAAAUACUCACUGCCUGAUAUGGAAAUGGCUGAAAAUAUUUCUUUUUUAUGCACUGACUAAACCAUUGAAUAAAAACCUGGAAUUGA